AUGUGUUCUCAAAGCACAUAUGACAACAUCACUGAUUUCAAAUGGUACCUCUCAGUCCUCAUUGACCUCACAUAUGUAUUGAACAUUGACAUGGUGAAGGUAUUGUCAGAUGAUACAUUCUUGCUGCAUGCAUAUGAGCAGGUUAUUUGUUCUGAGGUGCUAUGUGCAGCCACUUGGAUAUAUGAAGGGCACUGCAGUGGAUGGGAGAGCUUCCUCGAAGACCUCAAGAGAGUCAUCAAUGUCAUGAUUGAACAGAUAGAACAAUCUGGAUCAAGCACCAAGAUCGAGGUCCAAGAUUGUGAGAGGGUGAUGAUGGAGCUGGAUUUGUACAAGGUCAAGACAACGACCACAAUGACUAGAGGACACAUGGCGGGAUGUCAGUCUAAACACAGUGAGAAUGACAUCUAA
Molecule: messenger RNA, 408 nt
Organism: Suillus subaureus
Lineage: Eukaryota; Fungi; Basidiomycota; Agaricomycetes; Boletales; Suillaceae
Exons: 5
Coding region: 1-408 (135 amino acids)
Source: RefSeq, a predicted model, not a curated record